UGGAGAACUCUUGAUUCAAAACAAACAAUGACUAAAAAGGUUCACAAACAAGUAGAGGGUUUGGUAAGAGAGUGGUUAUAUAAACACAUAUACACACAUUAAACCAUCCACCACCCACAAAAAAGAAAAGCUUAGUUAUAUCUGAAGCAUUCCAGCUAGCCUAGCUAAGCUUUCAACAAUGGCCACCCUUCUGAAAGGUUUCUACUAUAGCAACCUCAUUGUAAUGAUGAUGGCUGUUUGCUCCCUUGCACAUCCCGGUCUUUCUCCAUUCUUCUACGGCUUCUCGUGCCCGCAAGUUAACCACAUUGUCAUGUCUGUCUUAGAGAGAGUGAUUAUCGAAGACCCGAGGAUGGCUGCCUCUUUGCUCAGGCUUCACUUCCAUGACUGCUUUGUCCAGGGGUGUGAUGCAUCGAUAUUGCUCGACAAGACGUCGACGAUGGCUAGCGAGAAAGACGCUGCACCUAACAAGAACUCCAUUAGAGGAUUUGAAGUGAUUGAUGAGAUCAAAGCUAAGCUGGAGCAAGUAUGUCCUCACACAGUUUCUUGUGCAGACAUUCUUGCUCUUGUUGCCCGGGAUUCCACUCUUAUUAGUGGGGGACCUUAUUGGGAAGUGCCUUUAGGAAGGAGGGACUCAAAAACAGCUAGCUUCCAGAAAGCUAUUGCUAAUAUUCCCGCGCCUAACUCCACCAUCCAAAACCUCAUAACACUCUUCAACCGCCAAGGCCUUAACGAACAAGAUCUCGUGGCUCUUUCAGGCGGGCACACCAUCGGAGUGGCGAGAUGUGUUACAUUCAGGCAAAGGUUGUACAACCUAAAUGGUGAGAAGCAAUCAGAUCCAACUCUUGAGAAGACAUAUUACAACAACCUCAAAGUAUCAUGCCCAAGAACUGGCGGAGAUAACAACAUUUCUCCACUGGAUGUCACUUCUCCUCUCAAGUUUGAUAACUCCUACUUCCAACUGCUGCUCUCACGCAAAGGGCUUCUCAUCUCUGAUGAAGCCCUUCUUACUGGGAAUGUGAAGAAGUCAGUUGACUUGGUCAAAGCCUAUGCCAAUGAUGAGGCACUAUUCUUCCACCACUUUGCCAAUUCUAUGGGUAAAAUGGGAAACAUCAAUCCUCUCAUUGGUCUCAAGGGUGAAAUCAGACACAACUGUCAUCAUGUCAACUGAACAGGAUGGUGUGAUUGUUUGUGUAAGGGAACAUUUGGGCUCUAUAUGUGGAUUUAACUAACAACUUUUAUUAUGUAUGAUAUUGUGGGCUAUCAUUUGGUAAUUAAAAUUCUUAGUUAUUAUGACUACUUUAUGUUUUGUGCGAAAUUGCAAUAUCCACAAUGUCUAAACACAAAUUGGCUAAACAUCAUUAAGAG
Cuscuta epithymum is the source of this 1365-nucleotide messenger RNA. The record is from the annotation of a GenBank genome assembly. NCBI's taxonomy places the organism in Eukaryota, Viridiplantae, Streptophyta, Magnoliopsida, Solanales, Convolvulaceae.